AUGCGGAGGCGCGGCGCCGAGCUGCAGGCUGACAAGGCCAACGAGGAGAAGCAGCAACUCCGCGGCCGCUGGGUCACGGACAGCAGCGCGCUGCAGAACGCGGAGGCGCGGAAGCACGAGAUGGUGCAGCGCCACGCCCCAAAGCGCGUCGCACGCGUCAACCUCUUCACCAAGCCGGAGCGCACCGACACGGGGCUCGAGCUUGACGAACGUGAAGUCGCUGACCGCGUCACGCAGGACGACAUCCUCGGCGCCGUCGACCUGCAGUCGCAGGAGAAGAAGUACGAGCUGGUGCUCGACAAACUGGGUCCGUACAAGGUGGACUUCACAGUGAACGGCACACACCUGCUACUGGCGGGGCUGCGCGGCCACAUGGCGAACAUCCGCUGGAAGGACUUCGCCCUCAAUGGCGAGACGCAGCUGAAGGAUCGCAUUGACGACGCCAAGUUCCUCAUCGACCACACCAUGACCGCGCUGGCGCAGAAGAAAUACGUCUACAUGUACACCAAAGAGGGCGCCGAGAUGCACAUUCUCUCCCGCAUGGCGAACAUGGACCGGCUGGUGUACCUGCCGCGCCACCUGCUGCUGUGCGCGGCGUCGUCUCGGUACAGUGUAAUGCAGUACAUGGACAUUAGCACCGGGCAGGAGCUUGGCGCAAAGGUGCCGUCGGCGGUGCGGGAUCCGACGUCCUGCAUGGCUGUCAACCCCAGCAACGGCGUGGUGGCCAGCUGCGACCUGCGCGGCGUCGUGAAGAUGUGGUCACCGACCGUCGUGGAUCCGCUCGUGCAGCUCAAGGGGCACAAGGGUGUAAUCGACGACAUACGCUUCCACCCCAAUGGCCGCUUCUUCGUCACCCUUGGUGGCGAUCACAAGUUCAAGGUGUGGGACUGCCGCACACUGCGCGCGCUCGAGGAGUACGCCGUGACGUACACGUUCAACAGCAUCGACAUCGCAAGCUCCGGCCUCGUCGCGCUGGGCGGUGGCACAAACGUGCAGAUAUGGAAGGGCAUCUUUUCCACCGCGAAGCCGACGGCUCCGUACAUGAAGUUCGGCCUCGGCUACGGCAACAUCGCACAGCAGCUGCGCUUCUGCCCGUUCGAGGACGUCCUCGGCGUGGGCCACUCGCGCGGCUUCCAGUCGCUGCUCAUCCCCGGUUCUGGCGACGCCAACCCCGACUUCUUCUACGCCAACCCACACGAGACGGAGCGGCACCGGAAGGAGCGCGUCGUCACAACGCUGCUCGACAAGCUUCCGCCCGACACAAUCUCACUCGACAUCCAGGUCCCUGGCGUCAACGAGGCGCGGCUCGCGGAGUACAAUGAGAACAUCCGCCUCGACCGCAGGGCACGUGCGAUUCGCGAGAGGAAGCAGCGACGCGCCGAUAAGUCACUCGGCGACAAGGCGCCAACAGGGCUCAAGGUUGGCAACGAUGAGGAGGUCGACGAGGACCUCGGCUACAAGGAGCGGCCGGCCACGCGCGAGCUUAGGUCCAAAAAGGAGGUGGUGAAAGAGCGCAAGAUGCAGAAGUGGGACAAGAAGGACAGCGCGGAUAAGGUUCGGUCCAAGCAGACAAUGCGUACCUCGAAGAUCGCGCAGCAGCGACGGGCGAAGAAGCAGCGAUUGCAACAACGCGGCAGGGAUGAUGAUGAUGAGGAUAGCGAAGAAGUUGAAAAGAAGAUGUCGCAGAUGCAACUCAAGAAACGCCGUCGUGUGGAGGCCGAAUUCGCCGACGACAUGCGUGUGCUGCGUGGCCAGCAGAACAACUUCAGCCACAAUACGACCAGUGAUGAUGACCCGGCGUCAAGUGUGCGGAAGAACGCAGCUCUUCGGCGGCUGCUGUAG
Trypanosoma grayi is the source of this 1842-nucleotide messenger RNA. Its product is annotated as U3 small nucleolar RNA-associated protein 7. The record is from RefSeq and is a predicted model, not a curated record. NCBI's taxonomy places the organism in Eukaryota, Euglenozoa, Kinetoplastea, Trypanosomatida, Trypanosomatidae. The transcript has a single exon. Gene Ontology annotation, molecular function: protein binding. Bases 1 to 1842 code for a protein of 613 amino acids. Gene Ontology annotation, cellular component: small-subunit processome; nucleolus; 90S preribosome. Gene Ontology annotation, biological process: maturation of SSU-rRNA from tricistronic rRNA transcript (SSU-rRNA, 5.8S rRNA, LSU-rRNA).